Dioscorea cayenensis subsp. rotundata (Guinea yam) is the source of this 1485-nucleotide messenger RNA. RefSeq lists its product as uncharacterized. The transcript is spliced from 7 exons. The record is from RefSeq and is a predicted model, not a curated record. Lineage: Eukaryota; Viridiplantae; Streptophyta; Magnoliopsida; Dioscoreales; Dioscoreaceae. Bases 106 to 1239 code for a protein of 377 amino acids.
GAAGCUGGAAAGAAAAAAAACCCUCUUUUUGUUUUUUUCUUGGCAUUUCAACCUCGCUGGGAUUUCGUUUUGCUUUUUUCUCGGACGCGAACCCUAGUUCAAGGGAUGAGGGCGGUGAAGAAGCGUCCUGGGGAUAGAAUUUGUGACAUAUGUGGCGAUGCAGGAUAUACAGAAAAUCUUGUGAUUUGCUUUCAGUGCAAUACAGCUUCAGAACAUAGCUAUUGUAUGCAAAAUGGAGGAUUUGUUGGCUCUGAAUCAUGGUUUUGUGGGAAAUGUUCUGCAAGUCAUGGAGAGCAUCAUGAUGGAAAACUGAAUAGUAAACGGAAAAAUUUGGAUAUUUCUGACGUUACCAGUUCACAAUUCAAGAAGACUAAGGUUCAUGAUCUAGAUGACCUUUCAUUCAAUAUCCCGCAAAGUGGUGAGUUUGACAAUGAUGCCAUGUGUCAACCUGGAAGUAAGAAGCCAUUUCCUUCUGAAGAUAGCUCUCUUGAGAAGCGUGAUGUUGGUAAACAGCAAGUUGCUACUAAAUCGUUAUGCCGCAGUUCCUUUUUCAAUAGAAAGGAACCUUCCAAGGUAAAGCCUCUUUCUGCUGAAGAAGUUGUUCAGUUGACAUCUGGUGCUGUCGGAAGGACGUCUACUACUCGCAUUACUUCUCGCAGAAGUUUCUUCUCAUCAGCCAAUCAAAGUCAUGUGCCAAGUUUUAGACAUGUAUCACAUAGAACCCACCAAUCAAAAUCUACCAGCUCAAGGCCAGAAGAGAAUUUCCAUCAACGAAUGAAGAUCUCUUUUGAUUCAGAAGUGAAACACCAGCAUUCAAACUGCAUGAUGACGAGAGAGAAUAAUGGUAAUGAGUCUAAUGACAAGGAAGUGAGGAUAGAGAAUGAUAGAAUGCCAGGAGAAAAGGUUCCUGCAGUCCUCCAUGGCAAGCAGAUCAUGAAGCAAUCUCCUUCAACUGAUGUAUUGUCUCCAAGAUGUAAUACAUCUACAUGUUCCAGAAGUGUUUCUGCAGCACCUUACCUCUACAAAACCAGUGGACUUAGGAAGAGACAGGCUGAUAAUACUUUAGAACCAAUCAAGGAGGAGCCCUUAAAGAAUGGUGACCUCAUUGCAGUAUGCUCACCAGCUCAAAAUACCAAAUUGGCAGAUUCAGAGUGUUUGAAUUCUCGAGACAUCGUUGAUAAGAGAAAGAAAGCAACAAGUGAUGAACCAACCAAAGGUAGAGUCAUUAAAGAAGGGUGACCUUAUUGAAGGAUGCUCACCCUCACUACAUACCAAAUCAGUAGACCCGGAGUGCUUGAAUUCUCGAAUGGUUGACAUCAGUGAUAAGAAAAAGAAAACGAUGAGUGAUGGAGAAGAAACCUUUGCCAAACCUCAUGAAGCAUACAAUUUUAAAAAUGCUCAGUCUGUGAAGUCAUGUGUGGCUGAUAAGGCACUCAUCUUGCAUGACACGACAGCUGUGAAUAUGCCUCCAAGUGAUUCAGGCAA